Euleptes europaea (tarantolino) is the source of this 3408-nucleotide messenger RNA. RefSeq names its product BMP2 inducible kinase (gene BMP2K). NCBI's taxonomy places the organism in Eukaryota, Metazoa, Chordata, Lepidosauria, Squamata, Sphaerodactylidae. The transcript has 16 exons. Gene Ontology annotation, biological process: protein phosphorylation. Gene Ontology annotation, molecular function: ATP binding; protein kinase activity. The record is from RefSeq and is a predicted model, not a curated record. Bases 1 to 3408 code for a protein of 1135 amino acids.
AUGAAGAAGUUUUCUCGCAUGCCCAAGUCGGACGGGACCGGAGGGAGCGGCGGCGGCGGAGGAGGAGGCAGCGGCGGCGGCCCGUCGGCGGCGUCCGCGGGGUCGGCGUCCGCGGGCGGCCCGGCGGUGGGCAGCAGCCGGGUCUUCUCCGUGGGACGCUACCAGGUCACGGUGGAGGAGGUGCUGGCGGAAGGUGGGUUUUCCACUGUCCUGCUUGUGCGCACACAUGGUGGAGUUCGGUGUGCAUUGAAAAGAAUGUAUGUAAAUAAUGUGACUGACCUCAAUAUUUGCAAGAGAGAAGUAACAAUAAUGAAAGAGUUGUCUGGGCACAAGAACAUUGUGGGAUAUUUGGAAUGUGCUGUUAACUCUGUUAGUGAUAACGUGUGGGAGGUGCUCAUCCUAAUGGAGUACUGUCGUGCGGGGCAGGUAGUGAAUCAGAUGAACCAGAGAUUGCAGACAGGCUUUACUGAGGCAGAAGUUCUAAGGAUAUUUUGUGAUGCCUGUGAAGCAGUUGCCAGGUUGCAUCAAUGCAAAACUCCCAUUGUUCACCGAGAUUUAAAGGUUGAGAACCUUUUGUUAAAUGACAGUGGAAAUUAUGUCCUUUGUGACUUCGGCAGCUCUACUAAUAAAUUCCUUAAUCCUCAGAAAGAUGGAGUCAAUGUAGUUGAAGAAGAAAUUAAGAAGUAUACUACAUUAUCAUACAGAGCUCCUGAAAUGAUCAACCUUUAUGGAGGGAAGCCAAUUACUACCAAGGCAGAUAUCUGGGCCCUGGGCUGCUUGCUCUAUAAGCUUUGUUUCUUCGUACUUCCCUUCGGUGAGAGUCAGGUUGCCAUUUGUGACGGAAGCUUUACCAUUCCAGACAAUUCCCGUUACUCUCAUAGUAUACAUUGUUUAAUAAGGUACAUGCUUGAACCAGAUCAAGAACGGAGGCCAGAUAUCUUUCAAGUAUCUUUCUUUGCCUUUAAAAUUGCCAAAAAGGACUGUCCAAUAUCCAACAUUAAUAAUUCUCCUCUCCCAUCUACUCUUCCUGAGCCCUUGACAGCUAGUGAGGCUGCUGCUAAGAAAAGCCAAAUAAAAGCUAGAAUAACUGAUGCCAUUGGACCAACAGAAACCUCAAUAGCACCACGACAAAGACCAAAGGCCAACACAAGCGCUGCCACUUCUAGUGCUCUAGCAAUCCAGAGCUCAGCAACACCCGUCAAAGUGCCAGUCCCUGGUGAUUUUAACAGUGGGCAAAAAGGGCCCUGUAAACCGGGAAGUAGUCAAGAGAGUAUGUUGUCCCAGGGAGCCAAUCAGCCUCCACAGCAAAACAGAGUACUGCAACAACUCCAACAAGGAGACUGGAGACUACAGCAGUUGCAUCAUCUACAUCACCAGCAGCAACAGCAGCAACUACUUCAGGACGCGUACAUGCAACAGUAUCAAGCAAUGCAGCAGCACAUGAUUCAGCAGCAACUUUUGAUGCAGUCUAUGUACCAGCAGCAGCCUCCCCCAUCCCAGUAUCCUGGCAUGGUACAGCAGUACCAACAGGCCCUUCUACAGCAACAGGCCCUCGCAAAGCAGCUGCCUCCACCAAAACGCUCUCCUGAAUUUUUUGCCUCUCCUCAGGAGUUCUCACCAGCCUUAAUGUCGCAUUCUAAAUCAUUUCCUGCUCAUGUUGGUGCAGCUCUGGAUACCCCAUAUACUGCUAAUAGGUCAUCUGCCUCCGAUGCAGAGUCUGUUUCAAACUAUCCAAAGCAGAACCUCAGUAAUCCCCCUGAUAUGUCUGGUUGGAACCCAUUUGGAGAAGACAAUUUCUCCAAACUAACAGAAGAGGAGCUGUUGGACAGGGAGUUUGACCUUCUGAGAUCAAACAGGCUCGUGGAGAGGAGAACAUCCUCAGAUAAGAAUGUGGAUCCACAUUCUGCUCCACAGAACCAUCUUCCAGAAGAUCCCUUUGGUUCUGUUCCUUUCAUUUCUCACCCAGGCUCCCCAGGGAAUGAAACUGAUAAUUCAGCCAGCAAUCUAGAAAAAAAGGUAGCGAGCUCAAGCAAAAAUGAGAUAUUGAGCCAGGUUACUGAGAAGCACAAAGCUGAGAAGAAGGUGACAGAAGGACAUGCCAAAAAAGGGAGUGAGGAAUCAGAGAGUGAUUUCGAGUCGGAUCCUCCCUCCCCAAAGAGUAGCGAGGACGAUGAGGAGCAAGAGGAUGAAGAAGUCUUGCAAGGUGAGCCUGGAGACUUCGUAGAUGACAAUGAUACUGAGCCGGAGAAUUUUGGCCACCGGCCCCUUCUCAUGGAUUCUGAGGAUGAGGCCGAAGAUGAUGAUAAGCAGAGUUCUGAUUCUGAUUCUGGUCAUGCCAGGCCAGUAGAAGAGGUGCCUUGCGGCCGUUACAAAGAAGGGACCGGCAGUGGUGAAGUCAGGGAGCCUAUUGCAGCUUUCUCUGGGUUGUCUGAGUUGCCAGGAACAGUUUCCAAGGGGAACCCCACACAAGAAUUUGAUGUGUUCGGAUCAGUCCCGUUUUUUGCUUUCCCGCCCCAAGAGCCUAAAUCAAGACAAAACGACGGCAAGGAUUUCUCGUCCGAGGCUGCUUGUCCUGGGUUAGAACAAGAUCAAGACGACUUUGACGUUUUCACCAAAGCCCCGUUCAGCAGAAAAGUAUCCCAGCAAGACGAUUUGCUGGCAGAUACCGAAAACCAUCCUUCACCCAUCUCUCCCAAAAGCGUAGAUAUUUUUGGCUGCAUUCCAUUCCACCCUCUUUCCAUCCCAAAGAACAACGAGGACAAAGAGGACAUCUUUGGGCUCGUUCCGUUUGAGGAGAUAGCGGGGAACCAGCAGCAACAAAAAGUGAAGCAGCAACGGAAUCUACAGAAACUCUCUUCCCGCCAGAGACGUAUGAAACAGGACGUUUCCAAGGGUAAUGGGAAGCGCCAUCAUGGCACUCCAACCAGCACCAAGAAGGCUUUGAAGCCCAACUAUCGCACACCGGAAAGAGCUCGCAGGCACAAAAAAGCUGGCCGCCGGGAUUCCCAGAGCAGCAACGAGUUCCUGACCAUCUCCGACUCCAAGGAGAACAUAAGCAUCACGCUGACGGACAGCAAGGACAGAGUCAACCCUCUGCAAGCGGACGAUGGCCUCCUGGACCCUUUUGGGGCCAAGCCGUUUCACCCGACAGAGCUGGUGCGCCUCCCACAGCAUCAAGGAUUGGGCGACCAUCGGGUGGACCAUAACGCAGUAGGGCCUGGUAGGCCGAGACAGAGCUCGCUGAUCGGUGCCAUCCACUCUGGCGACGGGGUGAAAUUGACAGACGACUUUGGGGCUGUUCCUUUCACAGAACUUGUUGUGCAGAGCGUGACAUCUCAACAAAGCCAGCAGCAACAGACAGUAGAGCUGGAUCCAUUUGGGGCUGCUCCAUUUCCUUCCAAACAGUAG